Molecule: messenger RNA, 1995 nt
Organism: Rotaria sordida
Lineage: Eukaryota; Metazoa; Rotifera; Eurotatoria; Philodinida; Philodinidae
Source: the annotation of a GenBank genome assembly
AUGAAAAUUGUAUUUGAACAUCAAGGUCGUAAAACAACUAUAAUUGGAAAUGAUUAUGUUACAAUUGUCGACAAAAUUAGAUCAAUUUUUCCCGAUCAGAAUCAUCGUCGAAUACAAUUUUAUGAUCCUGAACUUACUGAUUACUUUGAAUUUACUUCACUUGAACAAGUUAUUGAUCAACCUAAUGGACUAAAGAUGAGUUUUGAUAUGUCAGAUACAUUAGAUUCAGUUAUACCUGAUCCUGCUUCAUCAUCAACAAUCAAUGUGAACGAAAAUGCUUCGACAAACAAAAAUAUUACUCCAACUACUUCUACAAAAAGAUCUCGAAAAAAAUCAUCACUAGAACAUGAGAAUAAAAACGAUGAACCACUAGUGUUACCAACGUAUUGCGAUUUGAUUACCCAAGGUUUACAGUCUCGAGAUUCAUUUCCAGCAAUUCAAAAACCGUUCUUAGAACAAACAUGCACUCAUUUUCUUCAACAAUAUCCUGAUUGUUCUUUGAAAAAUGUUCAUCAUUCAUUUAUUUUAGCACUUACACAAAAGUUUCCAGCAUUAAAUUAUUUGAACCUGAACGUCGAUGGAAAAAAUGGCAAAGCACCACAUCAUACAAUAUCUAAUCUACUUUCUCGAAAAAAAAGAAAUAUGAAGUAUUCAAAAACUCAUCCAACACCAAAGCGACCACGACUACCUACAAUUAAUUCAAAUUCUGAUGGUAAAACAAGUGAAAGUGUAGUUGUUGAAGAGACAACAGACAAAGAUGAUAUACAUAAUCCGGUGAUUGACGAUGGAAAAAAAAGUCAAUGUUCAUUUCAAGAUUUGCAAGAGUUAUUGGACGAGACAAGUGGAAUUGAAGCAUUUGCACUGCAGCCUGAUGUAAACGAUCAAUCAACAGUAACAGCUGCACCAACAAAAACACCAAUUCGACCACAAACAAUAUCGAAGACUGAUCGUACAGCAACUAUUUCACUAAUACCACCAACAACUCCAUCAAUUGUUAAUACUUCAUCAAUUUCAACUCCAUCAAUUAUUAAUACUUCAUAUGUUUCAACUCCACCAGUGAUGAUUAAACCAGUUGCUACAACAAAUGCAGUUUCUACUCUGAUAUAUCACGAUGGCCGUAUGCAUAUCACUCCAGUGUCAUCACAAUCAGUUGUUGCUGUUCAUAAAGCAAUAAUACCACGAGAUACAGCAAAGAAAGGAGCAAAUAAUGAAAAUAAUAAUUGUACAGGUUUAGCAACAUCUACUAUAAAAGAUUCAGAAAAGAUUCUGCAACCAUCUACCAUCGACAAUAUUCAACAAUCAAAUAGUUUAAAAAAUGAUUUAGAAGUUUGGUUUCCGAAAUUAUCAAAAUCUGAACAAACUGCAUACAAUAAAGAUGUUAGUCGUCUUCGUUCAAUUGUGAAGCCAAAGACUAGAUCAACAAAUCAUAUUUCAAUUGGUGAAAUUCAUGCUCUUAUCCGUAAUACUCAUACAAUUAGACGUCGAAUGUUGUCUGAAAAACAAGAUAUAGAUUUUACUGUGAAGGUAUUAGAAUAUCAAGAGAUUUUUCAUGAAGAAGCGCUUGUUAUCGAAUAUAUGUUACUUAAAAAUCGAUUAUGCACUUUCGACGAGGUACAAGAUCAAGCACGUUUAUUACUUGAUGAUUUGAUUGAAAAAUAUUCAGUUAAACAACAGAAACAAAGUGAAGCUGAUUUUCUAUCAAUGAACAUGUUAUGUGAAGAUGCAGGUGAACACAACUUAUUUUUCAAAAAUGGUUUAACUGAUCCACAUCCGGUGAUGGGCAUUGUAAUUAUGCCCUCAACAGCAAAAGAAUUUGAAAAAGCUUUUAUGUUUAUAAGAUAUUUACCUUACAAAAUGCCGGUGUCAAUCGGUGGUGGUGGUCUGCAGAAAAUAUUAGCACUUCUCUUGGUUAUAUACAUCAAUUUAAAUGUCUCACCUGGUCACAAACUACUUCGAUUAUUGUCUGAACAAUGUAAUAAAAAACAAGUCUUAUAA